Molecule: messenger RNA, 588 nt
Organism: Panicum hallii
Lineage: Eukaryota; Viridiplantae; Streptophyta; Magnoliopsida; Poales; Poaceae
Product: translation initiation factor IF-2-like
Exons: 2
Coding region: 1-588 (195 amino acids)
Source: RefSeq, a predicted model, not a curated record
AUGGGUCCGGAGCCGGAGGCCUCCACUCCGCCACGACCCGAAGCUGCCCCCGAGGAGGAGGCCGCCAAAGCCGCUGCAGCGAUGGAAACAGCGGCAGCAGCUUCAGACGAUGAGGCCGGGCCCUCACCAGCUGAGCCAGCAGCUGAGGGGGCCGCUGCCAUGGCGAAAGCUACAGCGCCAGAGGUAGCAGAGGUGGCGGCACCGGAGGCAGCGGAAGCGGCGGAGGCGACGGAACCAGGGGUCGCCGAGGUUGCCAGCAGCUCCGCACCACUGGCGGAGUGGGAGAAGCUGGAGGCCGAGCGCCACCGUCUCUCCGACUGGGAGGUCCGUCUGGGCAACCGCAUCAACUCCGUCUCCGCCCGCUACGCCGAGGAGCGCGCCAAGCUCGUGCAGGGGCGCGAGCUUCUGCAGGAAGAGCUGGAGCAAGCUCGCAUCCGGGAGGCGGCGGCGCUCCAACGGGAGAAGGAGGCCGCGCGGCGGGAAGCGGAAGCCCUUAAGGGGCUGAUCGCCGUGGAGGAGAGGAUGGAGGCGGUAGCGGACAGGGAGCGGACCGUCCGAGAGCUGGCGGCCGAAGUCAGGAGGGCGUAA